Messenger RNA from Cyprinus carpio (common carp), 6948 nucleotides. RefSeq names its product integrator complex subunit 1-like. The record is from RefSeq and is a predicted model, not a curated record. Gene Ontology annotation, biological process: U2 snRNA 3'-end processing. Lineage: Eukaryota; Metazoa; Chordata; Actinopteri; Cypriniformes; Cyprinidae. Gene Ontology annotation, cellular component: integrator complex.
UCAGUCUCCAGUGCUGUAGAUGGCGCUGUCGCACUCUCAGGAAACUCUCCCACUGCAGCAGAAGUAGACACAGUACACACUGCAAAUCAUGUAGCAGCGGCUUUGAUAAACUAAGUUACAGUAAGCUGGAACUUUUGGAAACUGUCAAAAUGAAUCGACCAAAGCCAACAAGGCGACCUAGUCACACCAAACCAUCAGGUCACCCACCUCCAGGUGAUUUCAUUGCUCUUGGAGCGAAGGGUCAGAGCAGUGAGCCCAAAGCAAACCCAGCUCUCCUGAAGCCAGCGUCCACCGGUUUGCCCCCAGACCGCAAGAGAGAGGCGUCUUCAUCUCUCCCCUCUACCUCCAGCCUGUCCAGUCUUUCCAAACGGCCCAAGCAUUCUUCUACUCCAUCCAGUGCCCUCUCACGCCUCGCUGAGGUGGCUGCCGUUGACAAAAGAUCAAUAUCCCCCUCCAUCAAAGAGCCAUCUGUAGUUCCUGUUGAAGUGUCACCUGCUGUGCUUCUGGAUGAGAUCGAGGCAGCGGAGGCAGAGGGUAAUGAUGACCACAUUGAGGGUGUGCUCUGCGGGGCUGUCAAACAACUGAAGAUGAACCGAGCCAAGCCUGACAUGACGCUCUACCUCAGCCUCAUGUUUCUCGCCAAAAUCAAGCCCAACGUCUUUGCCACAGAGGGUGUGAUAGAGGCUCUCUGCAGUUUGCUCCGCCGUGAUGCCUCAAUCAACUUUAAGGCCAAGGGGAACAACCUGGUGUCUGUGCUGGCCUGUAAUUUACUGAUGGCUGCCUAUGAGGAGGAUGAGAACUGGCCUGAGAUAUUUGUCAAAGUCUACAUUGAGGACUCUCUCGGUGAGCGUAUUUGGGUGGACAGCUCGCACUGUAAAACUUUUGUUGAUAACAUCCAGACUGCCUUCACAACCAAGAUGCCUCCCAAGAGUAUGCUGCUCCAGACGGAAACAGGGCGAUCAGGGGGAGACCUCAGUGCAGGGAACAGCCCUCAUCCUUCCACUCCAGAUGAGGAUGAAGGUCAGACUGAGCUUUUAAUCGCUGAGGAGAAAUUGAGUCCAGAGGAUGAUGGACAGGUCAUGCCCAGGUACGAAGAGCUGGCUGAAAGUGUGGAAGAGUAUGUCUUGGACGUUUUGAGGGACCAGCUGAACCGUCGCCAGCCCAUGGAUAACGUGUCCAGGAACCUUCUGCGCCUUCUCACGGCCACCUGUGGUUAUAAAGAGGUCCGACUGAUGGCCGUGCAGAGACUCGAGAUGUGGUUACAGAAUCCUAAGCUGACUCGGCCAGCACAGGAUCUUUUGAUGUCUUUGUUCAUGAACUGUAAUACACACGGCUCAGACGACAUGGAGUUCAUCUCAAACCUCAUCAAGAUCCGCCUCAAACCUAAAGUUCUCCUCAGCCACUACAUGCUGUGUGUCAGGGAGCUUUUGAAUGCUCACCGAGAUAAUUUGGGCACUACGGUGAAGUUUGUGAUUUUUAACGAACUGUCAAAUGCCAGAAAUCCCAAUAAUAUGCAAGUGCUCCAUACAGUUCUGCAACAUAGCCCAGAGCAGGCACCCAAGUUUCUGGCCAUGGUGUUCCAGGACCUGCUGACCAAUAAGGAUGACUACCUCCGGGCCUCACGCGCCUUGCUCAGGGAAAUCAUUAAACAGACCAAACAUGACACCAACUUCCAGUCUUUCUGUUUAGGCCUCAUGCAGGAGAGGAAAGAGGCCACUUAUGUGGACAUGGAGUUUAAAGAGCGUUUUGUCAUCCAAGUGACGGAUCUCUUGACAGUGUCCAUGAUGCUGGGGAUCACGGCUCAGGUCAAAGAGGCCGGCAUCGCCUGGGACAAAGGAGAGAAGAAGAAUCUGGAGGCGCUGAGGUCCUUUCAGAACCAGAUUGCUGCCAUCCAGAGAGAUGCUGUGUGGUGGCUGCACUCCGUGGUUCCCACCAUCAGUAAAGUGGCACCUAAAGACUAUGUGCACUGUCUACACAAAGUGCUUUUUACAGAGCAGCCUGAGACGUAUUACAAAUGGGACAACUGGCCGCCUGAGAGUGACAGAAAUUUCUUUCUUCGGCUGUGCUCAGAGGUUCCUCUGUUAGAGGACACGCUGAUACGCAUCUUGGUGAUAGGUCUGUCUCGUGAUCUGCCCCUGGGCCCAGCUGACGCCAUGGAGCUGGCCGAUCACCUGGUGAAGAGAGCUGCGUGAGUUCAGUCUGACGACUUGGAAGUGUUGCGGGUCGAGAGGAUCCAACUCAUUGAUGCUGUGCUGAACCUGUGCACUUACCAUCACCCAGAGAACAUCCAGCUGCCUGCAGGCUAUCAACCUCCAAAUCUGGCCAUAUCAACUCUUUACUGGAAGGCCUGGCUGCUGCUGCUUGUGGUCGCAGCGUUCAACCCACAGAAAAUUGGUUUGGCAGCGUGGGAUGGUUACCCCACUCUGAAAAUGCUCAUGGAGAUGGUUAUGACAAAUAACUACUCCUAUCCUCCCUGCACGGUGGCCGAUGAGGAGACCAAAACUGAGAUGAUCAACAGAGAGCUGCAGAUCUCUCAGAAGGAGAGGCAGGAGAUCCUGGCCUUUGAGAGCCACCUGGCAGCCGCCUCCACCAAGCAGACCAUAACAGAGAACAACAGCCUCCUGCUGUCCCAGCUCACCUGCCUGGACCCAAAGGGCCCCCCUCGUAGACCACCACCUCAUGUCCUGGAUCAACUAAAGAGUCUGAACCAGUCUCUGCGUCUGGGCCAUCUUCUGUGCCGCAGCCGCAACCCUGACUUCCUGCUCAAUAUUAUCCAGAGACAAGCCUCUUCUCAGUCUAUGCCGUGGCUGGCUGAUCUCGUCCAGUCCAGUGAAGGGUCCUUGGAUGUGCUGCCCGUUCAGUGCCUUUGUGAAUUCCUCCUCCACGAUGCUGCUGAUGACCGCUCCUCCGCUGCUGAUGAGGAGGAAGGAGAGAGUAAAAAGCAGCGAGCAAAGAAAAGACAGAGGCAGCAGAAACAGAGGCAGCUUCUUGGACGGCUCCAGGACCUGCUGCUGGGUCCUAAGGCUGAUGAACAGACCACAUGUGAAGUUUUGGACUACUUCCUGCGCCGCCUCAGUUCUUCUCAGGUGGCCUCUAGGGUGCUGGCCAUGAAGGGUUUGUCUCUGGUGCUGACUGAGGGAGCAUUAAAAGAUGAAGAGGAGAGGGAUCAGCUCAUGGAGGAGGACUCCAGAGAUGCAGAGUUACUGCCAGGCUACCAGUGGCUGCUUCAGGACCUCCCCAAACUACCUCUGUUUGAUAGUGUAAGAAGCUUGACGUCCAACGCCUUACAGCAGGCCAUUCACAUGGAGACUGAUCCUCAGACCAUCAGCGCAUACCUGAUUUACCUUUCCCAGCAUGCACCAGUGGAGGAGCAGUCACUCCACAAUGACCUGGCCUUGGAUGUGGCUCGUCUGAUAAUGGAGCGCUCCACUAUAAUGAACUGCCUCUUUUCCAAGCACUCCUGCAGGCCCGAGUCUGAUGCCGUUCUCUCUGCUCUUAUCUUCAUCUUCUCCACCUAUAUCUGUCAUAUGAGGAAGACAAAAGAUGGAGAGGACCUCUAUAGCUGGUCGGAGUCUCAGGAUCAAGUGUUCCUGCGUGGGACCACAGGAGAAACGGCCACCAUGCACAUCCUAGUGGUCCAUGCUGUGGUCAUCCUGCUCACACUGGGACCUCCCAAAGGGGAAAGUGAGUUUUACACACUGCUGGAUAUCUGGUUUCCUGAUAAAAAGCCCCUUCCCACUGCAUUCCUGGUUGACACAUCUGAGGAAGCCCUUCUGUUGCCUGAUUGGCUGAAGUUAAGAAUGAUCCGAUCUGAAGUCUCCCGAUUGGUCGAUGCAGCCCUGCAGGAUCUGGAGCCCCAGCAGCUGCUGUUGUUCGUCCAGUCCUUUGGGAUCCCCGUCUCCAGCAUGAGCAAACUGCUACAGUAUCUGGACCAGGCCGUGUCCCAUGAUCCUCAAACACUGGAGCAGAACAUCAUGGACAAGAACUACAUGGCUCAUCUAGUGGAGGUCCAGCAUGAGAGAGGAGCCACAGGUGGACACAUGUUUCACAGUUUACUCAGUGCUUCACUUCCUCUGCGCAGAGACAGCUCAGAGGUGAGCAGGGCUAAGGUUACUGUAGAAGCGCCCCAUGGCUCUGUGAAGAUGAGAGCAGUGAGUCAGGUGCCCGUGAUCGGCCCAGAGGAUGAUCUCGCUGGGAUUCUACUACAGCUCUUCCCUCUGAAAAUGGAUCCUCGCUGGCCUCCGCCUCCGGUCCGGCCAUUGUCAUUAGCUCUGCAGCAGACCCUGGCCCAGGAGGUGCUGCGGACACGACAGGGUCACAUCCAGCAGGGUGGUGCCGCUGGGCGUCUCCUACAAGCCUUAGCAGCCCUUCUAAACUCAGCCCAUGCUGGAGCCCUGGUCAUGGCAAUGCACCACAGCCAUACGAUCUCCUGCCCUCUACUGCGCCAACUCCAUCUUUACCAGGCACAUAAUCUACGUAACACUACUACACAUAACCUUUUCCUUGCAGGGCCACUCCACAGCCUCCUGAAAUCUCUGGCAGCUCAGUACUCUCACAAACAUCGCGUCACAUAUGUUCGUACUGGAUUUCUGCACUUGGCUGAAGCUCUGCCGUACAGACGGGACUCUGAAGUGGCAGUGAGGAGCAUUAUUGCCUCUCUGAGAGCUGGAGAAAAAUGCAACGCUGAACCUGAACUCAUACGAAAAGUGUUGCAGGGCCUCAUGGAGGUGAAGUCUCCGUAUCUAGAGGAGCUGUUGUCCCUGCUUAUGACCAUCGGUACAAAGACCGGGACCAUAGGAAACACAGCGGGACCGGUUGCCAUGGUGAUCUCUCUGCUGCUUCAGGAAACAGAGGAGCGAGGGGUGAAAAUAGAGGUGGAUUCCAAAAUUGCUGAGUCAAAGAAGCCUGGCUCGUGUUCAGGGCUGCUGGUUGACUGGCUGGAGCUGCUCGACCCUGAGGUGACCUCUGUUUGCUCAGAUCUUCAGCAGAAGCUGCUUUUUGCUCAAAACAAGCUUCAAAACAAAUGUUGUGAAAAGGAUUUAAUUGCUAAAAGUGGUGUGAGUGUGGCCCCCUCCUACAGGCCGUACCUGUUGGCCCUCCUCACACACCAGUCCAACUGGAGCACCUUACAUCAGUGCAUCAGCUCUCUGCUCAACAAACACAGAGACCAGAGACUGGACCCAACCUCAGCACUAGACUUCUUGUGGGCCUGCAGUCACAUUCCCCGCAUUUGGCAGGGGCGAGAUCAGAAAACCCCCCAGAAGCGCACGGAGCAGUUUGUGUUGAAGCUGUCUUCUGAGGAGCUCAUAAGCCUGGUGGACCUCAUCCUGUCUGAGUCAGAGCUGAGCUGCCGUGACUCAGCCACCUCCAAGAGCGCUUUGGACCAGGUCUCCUGUUCUCUUCUCCAGUCACGCUUGCCCCUCCUGCACAGCUGUCUCAACUCAGACCUGGACAAUGUCAAGAAAGUCUCUGAGUACCUCAUCAGCUGUGUUAAGAAGUGGGGAGACAGUAUAAUGAGUAAGAGGUGUCAGACGCUGCUGCUGCAGAUCUACCUGCACUUCCCAGAGGUCAUCCAACACAUCCGCCUACCAGAGGCCACCCUGAGUGCUGAGGGGGCAGCAGAUGGCAGCACCUGCAAGCUGGAUGUUCUUGUGCAUCGUCUCAUCACUCUGCUAGCUGACACCGGAGACUCCAAAUCAGCUGAGAACCUUGCGUCUGAUGCCAAUCUGGCCUGCAGGAAACUGGCCGUAUCUCACCCUGUGCUUCUACUCAGACACCUGCCCAUGAUCGCUGCGCUCCUGCACGGUCGCGUCCAUCUGAACCUGCAGGAGAUCAGGCAGCAGAACCAUCUGACCUUCUUCAGCGAUGUCCUGUUUGUCCUGGAGCUGCUGCAGCCGCUGGUUUUCCACUCUGACCACCAGAGGGCACUGCAGGACUGUUUGCUGUCCUUCAUCAAAGUACUGCAGAACUUCAAGAGAUCAUCCCGUAUGCCUAUCAUAAACAAAUUUGUGCAGUUCAUCCAAAAGUACAUAACCCAUGAUGCAGCAUCUGCUGUGCCUUUCCUUCAGAAACACUCAGAUGUGCUCCAAGGACUAUCCACUGAGAAUCCGGACCUGGUGCAGCUCAAGUCUUUGCUCGCUGGACUGACUCUGCCUGUGAAGUCUGGUUCCUCUGAGAGCGCUGCUGAGGACAGAGACGCUGAGGAUUCGUCCUCCAGCUCCCUCCCUCUGGUCAACAUCUCAGCUUCCAUGCCGCUGACUGCGGCUGACAUGACUAAAUGUCUGAAGAAGAUCUCCAAAGGAGAAGCAAUUGAGGAUGUGUUUGAGGGGUUGACUGAAGUGGAUGAGAAAUCCAAAAGAAAUCCAGAAAUCAUUCAGUAUUUUGUUAAUGAUCUUCAGAGGUUGAUGAGUUCCCCUGAAGAAGUGUGCCGCAACAUGGCGUUCACUCUGGCCCUGCGGUGCAACCAGAACAUCCCCAGUAUGGCUGCUGAAUUCCUGCCAACCUUCAUGUACUGUCUGGGCAGCGGGAACUUUGAUGUAGUGCAGACGGCCUUGAGAAACUUGCCUGAAUAUGUGUUGCUCUGUCAAGAACAUGCAGAUAUUCUUCUCCAUGAGGCGUUUUUAGUGGGCAUCUACGGUCAGAUUGACACCAGCUCCAUGAUUACAGAAUCCAUGAAGGUCUUGCGCAUGGAGGCAAAGACAUAGACAUCCGUUUCAAUCAUGUUGGUACACAGAGUUUGGCUUUGACUCAGCAGUGUCAUGCACUGUUGAUCCUAUUCAGAACUGUAUUGCAUUUGCAUUUGACGUUUACAUUUCUAGACGUUAUUCUUCAAAUACUGAAAAGCAUUUUAUGUUUCCAGUGAUUCUUGUGUCUGCUGGGAGUGAAGCCUGUCAUACAUCUUUUUGUCUACUGCUUUGAAUAAUAAAACAAUGAGUUGUAGAAAUGCUC